AUGACGACAAACUGUGUGGCGAAGGACGCGUUGAACACGCCCGUCUUUACGCGUUUGAAGAACAAGCGCAUCGUGCUUGCGAGCGCGAGCCCGCGCCGCACCGAGAUCCUGGCGACAGCGGGCCUGCAUCCGGAAGUCGUUCCGUCGACCUUUAAGGAGGACCUUCCGAAAAGCGAGUUUAUUGGCGAUGGCGUGUUCGAGUACCCCGUGCACACUGCCUCGUGCAAGGCGCUCGAGGUGUACGAGCGCCUGGUGAACGACUCGCCGGCGAAUCCGCCGGACCUGGUGAUCGGGGCCGACACGGUCGUGGUGGCCCACGAGCAGAUCCUCGAGAAGCCGCUCGACAAGACAGACAACCUGCGCAUGCUCGCGGACCUAAGCGGAAACUCGGUGACGGUCAUCACCGGCGUCGCGUUUGUGCAUCCCAUUCUCACCUCCCCCGGCUACAAAGUGCGGUCGCUGUGCGAGCAGACGCGCGUGAAGUUUGCCGAUAUCCCUGCCGAUGUCCUCCAAGCAUACGUCGAGCACGGCGAAGGCCACGACCGCGCCGGCGGCUUUGCGAUCCAGGGCAAAGGCGCCAUGCUCAUCAAAGGCAUCGAGGGCGACUACAACAAUGUGGUUGGUUUCCCCCUCUUUUCGUUCAUGGAUCUCCUGCACGAGCUCGUCGAGGACGAGGAGCUGGAUCUGGAAGGAACUGGCAUGUAG
Molecule: messenger RNA, 705 nt
Organism: Malassezia japonica
Lineage: Eukaryota; Fungi; Basidiomycota; Malasseziomycetes; Malasseziales; Malasseziaceae
Exons: 3
Coding region: 1-705 (234 amino acids)
Molecular function (GO): nucleoside triphosphate diphosphatase activity
Source: RefSeq, a predicted model, not a curated record